AUGGAUCUGGAGAAGCUCCACAAAGAAGACCAUACUUUCUUCAAGGUCAUCGUCGAUGAUUUCAAUACCAAUAUUGGCCCCACAAGAACGGCUGAAGAGCUCCACAAGGAGACUCACGUCGGUGUUGUUCCGAAGAACUACACGGGAUCAGACCAUCGUCUCCUCCACACUGGAUUCCGCUUUUCAGUGCGUGGAGAGAGAGAGCUGAAUUCAGAAAAUGAAGCUCCAAGACUGUGGCCAAAUGGGAUCACUUCGCUUCAUUGGCGAGUUUGUGGGAAGAUUCCGUCAGCGAUAACAUCGAUGAAGAGUACGACCGGCUCGUUGAACAUCUUCACGAUUGCGCCAGGAGAGCUGAGAGUCUCAAAGAUGUCAAGAAACGUCUCUCUCGAAGACUCUUGA
Molecule: messenger RNA, 399 nt
Organism: Haemonchus placei
Lineage: Eukaryota; Metazoa; Nematoda; Chromadorea; Rhabditida; Trichostrongylidae
Source: the annotation of a GenBank genome assembly